AUGGGAAUCGGUGAUGUUUGCGACUGUGGGCUGGGAGGAGCUCUUCCAAUUUGCUGCACCCAAUACAAGUGGCCGAAGGUCAGCCUUUCCGAGCCGGGUGCCACUGGAGCUUUGGACGAAUCGAAUCUGGGGAACGGCAGUUAUUCGGCAAAAAGACUGAAGCGGCUAGCCCCACCUUUCGAGGUUCGAGCCAGCGCGGAGGCUCGAGGGAAAGGAAAGAGCAGCGAUGUCACGGUCACCUGGAGCACAGGCCAUCUCACCUUGAACGCCUUACUACGCACCCACACAUCUGGCUUUGGAGCCUGUCACGUGCCUUGCAUCGAGUCUUUGAACAGCGCAGGCGACCACCGCAAAUGGAAUGUGACGGUGGGCAGACCAGACCGCCUUCACCCGGAUGAGCACCACUGGCCCAUGGUGGAAAAAUCCAGUCAAACACCCAAGCUUCUGGGGGCCUGUGCUCAGCUGAAUAACCGAACCAACUGUGGUGGACUGAGAAUUUUCCGGUCCCUCGGUCUCCCACCCGCUGACGCUGAACCUUUGAGGCCCUGCUGUUUCCGACCGCCCAUGUCCCAGACUCCCAAGUCGGCUCCGGCGCGUAUUCAACCUCACCUACCUACCCACGGAGACCACCCGAUCCGCCGACGACGCUUCCGCUUGAGCCCAUCGUCGACCGUGGUGCUCAAAGAAAACCGUCUCUUUGCCCACGUCCUCGACAUUGCUGCGAACUCCCAUCGAUUCUAUCUGACAUAUCUGCGUUAUCUUUCGGCGGCUGAUCUUUACGAUACCCUCCGGGCUGCAGUGCGAAUGGUCAAAGAAGGAGCCCCCGACGUCACCUAG
Messenger RNA from Colletotrichum lupini, 837 nucleotides. RefSeq lists its product as uncharacterized. The record is from RefSeq and is a predicted model, not a curated record. The coding region runs from base 1 to 837 and encodes 278 amino acids. Lineage: Eukaryota; Fungi; Ascomycota; Sordariomycetes; Glomerellales; Glomerellaceae. The transcript is spliced from 7 exons.